CGGCUGCCGGACACAGUCCAGGGGUCCAUGCAGCGGGGCAUGGUAAUUUUUUGAGUUUCAUUUGUUGGCUUUUUUCGCCUUAGAUUACUUGAAUUAUGUCUCGGAUUUUAAACUUCGUCAGUAUUCAGCUGCGCAAGGAUUUGGCACGGCGGGGAGGGAUUGCUCGGCUCCCUUUGAGGACCAUCAGUUGCACCUCAAGGAAACAUGCAGAGGAAAGUAACACUUCCACAGUUUUGGGAAAGCGAUGGAAGGACACUGCAGACACUGUCAUCAUUGGUGGUGGUUGUGUGGGGGUCAGCCUGGCCUAUCACCUGGCCAAAUCUGGGAUGAAGGAUGUGGUGUUGCUGGAGAAGACUGAGCUGACGGCUGGAUCCACCUGGCACGCUGCGGGUCUGACAACAUAUUACCAUCCAGGCAUCAACCUGAAGAAGGUCCAUUAUGACAGUAUUAAAUUGUAUGAGACCCUGGAGGCUGAAACUGGACAGGCGGUGGGUUUUCACCAACCUGGCAGCGUACGCAUUGCUUCAACACCGGCUCGUGUGGAUGAGAUGAGGUACCAGAUGACCCGUACACACUGGCACGUGACACCUCAGUACUUCAUCGGACCAGAGAAAGUCCACGAGUACUUUCCUCUGCUUAAUAUUGACAAGGUGUUGGCAGGCCUUUACACCCCCGGUGACGGCCACAUUGACCCUUACUCUCUGACAAUGGCUCUGGCUGCUGGAGCUCGUAUGUACGGUGCUCAGAUCUACAAUCCAGCGCCGGUCACUGCCCUCAACCCGACAUCUGAUGGGAAGUGGGACGUCCAGACGCCUCAUGGAACAAUUCGAGCAAAUCGAAUCGUCAACACGGCAGGUUUUUGGGCCCGGGAGGUUGGAAAAAUGAUCGGCUUUGACCACCCCACCAUCCCAGUGCAUCACCAGUAUGUUGUGACUGCAACGGUACCAGAGGUGAAGGCUCUGAAGAAAGAGCUGGCUGUCAUCAGGGAUCUGGAGGGGUCUUAUUACUUGCGUCAGGAGAGAGAUGGCCUACUGUUUGGCCCAUAUGAGAGGAUGGAGAAGAUGGUGCUACAGGACUCUUGGGUUAGGGAGGGAGUACCUCCAGGUUUCGGGAAGGAGCUGUUUGAAUCGGACCUCGACAGAAUAAUGGAACAUGUUGAGAUGGCCAUGGAGAUGGUCCCGGUGCUGAAGAAAGCUGACAUUAUUAAUAUUGUGUCUGGACCAAUCACAUACACUCCUGAUCUGCUGCCUAUGGUCGGACCGCACCACGGAGUCCGCAACUACUGGACCGCAAUUGGCUUUGGGUAUGGAGUUAUCCAUGCUGGUGGCAUCGGUAAAUUCCUGGGUGACUGGAUUAAGAACGGAGAGCCUCCCUACGACCUGAUUGAAUGUGACCCCAAUCGCUACGGCAAGUGGGCAGAUGUACCUUUCAUGUGUGCCAAAGCAAGAGAAUCCUAUGGCUUCAACAACGUGGUCGGUUACCCCAAGGAGGAGCGAUUUGCUGGCAGGCCGACCUCCAGGACGAGUGGUGUUUAUGAGCUGCUGAAAGACAAAGCAUCCCAUGGCUUUCAUGCUGGCUGGGAACAACCUCACUAUUUCCACAAAUCUGGAGAUGACAUUGGAUACAAGCCCAGUUUCCAUCGCACCAACUGGUUUGGACCCGUUGGCAGAGAGUGCAAACUGGUGAUGGAGAAGGUGGGAGUGAUCGACCUCACACCUUUUGGCAAGUUCACGGUGAAGGGGAAGGACUCGCUCAAGUUGCUGGAUCGGCUGUUUGCUAACACCAUGCCAAAGGUGGGACAGACGAACAUCAGCCACAUGCUGACCCCGUCUGGGAAAGUCUUUGCUGAGGUCACCAUCACCCAGUUGGCACCUGGAGAGUUCUUGCUCAUCACAGGUUCAGGAUCUGAGCUGCAUGACCUCAGGUGGAUAGAAGCAGAAGUUGCAGAGGGCAGGUAUGACGUGGACGUCAGUAACGUGACAGACGAGAUCGGCGUCCUUGGUAUUGCGGGACCGAACUCCCGGAAGGUUCUCCAGAAGCUGACAGAUGAGGAUAUGAGUGAUGGAGGUUUCAAAUUCCUCCAGUGUAAGACUGUCAAGCUGGCUGGUAUUCCUGUCCGGGCCAUCAGGAUCUCCUACACCGGUGAGCUGGGCUGGGAGCUCUACAUCGACCAGAAAAACAUGGCAGCUGUGUACCAGGCCAUGAUGGAUGCAGGGAAAGGUGAGGGAAUUGAGAAUUUCGGCACCUACGCCAUGUCCUCGCUCAGACUGGAGAAGGGCUUCAGAGGCUGGGGGGCUGAGAUGAACUGCGACACCAAUCCUCUGGAGGCAGGGCUGGAUUAUUUCAUUAAACUGAACAAGCCUGCUGACUUUAUCGGCAAAGCGGCGCUUCAGGAGAUCAAAGCCAAAGGUCUGAAGAGGAAGCUGUCAUACCUGUCCGUGGAUACAAGUGAUAUCGACCCUGAAGGCAACGAGACCAUCUGGCUCAAUGACAAGGUGGUCGGCAACACAACGUCCGGAGCCUACAGCUACAGCAGCCAGCAGAGCCUGGCAUUCGGAUACCUGCCCCUGGAGCUGUGCUCCGUCGGACAGAAGGUGGAGGUGGAGCUGCUGGGCAAGAAGUACCCUGCGUCAGUCAUCCAGGAGCCCUUGAUCCACACCGAGCCCACGCGAACCCGGCUGCAGAAAAAAGCGAAAUCCAAAGCAUAAGCUCCGGUAUCGUGCCAAAAAGUGAUUGCCUGCCAGAAUCUGAUUUUUCUCCCCUGAAAAUGGGUCUUUUUACCUGCCAAAAAUUGAUUGAAGGCCAAAUACAGUUAAUGAAAAGUUGUUUCUGCCUAAAUAUGACUGGAUCUCAUUCUUGAGCUUCAUAAUCUGAAAAUCUGACGUUUUAGCGCUAUUGCUCAACGGGCUGCUGUGCGCGCUCCCGCGGCCAGAAAAAUCAGAUUCUGGCACGCAAUCACUUUUUGUCACGACACCGGCCGUCCUCCGCCAGCUUCUGAGCAGCUGAUGAGUCCUACUGUGAAGUAUAAACAAGAGAAGGCAUGGAAAGACGAGAGUGUGGUCCACAUGCUGAACUGUUUGUGUCCGCAUAUAAGGGGCCAGUUUAAGUUGCAAAAUUAUACAUAUAUAUAAGCUGGAAACAGUCUUUUAAAUGCGUUUCACAGCAAAUAUGUGACAUUCAUGUACUACAGUGUCUUACCAUUUUGGAGGAGUAAUUUACUUUUUUAAUUCUAUGAAUGUAUGUUGAAAGUUUACAGGUCGAUUGUGUCUUUGUUUUUGAAAAAUAAUUACCUCUCAAAUAGAAAGGUGUCGUAUCAUACGUGUUUUUUUGCCUUUAGCGGAACAUCAGAAAUAAUUCUGAUGCAUUUUUAACAGAAAACUGCUUUGAGACAUUAACAAAUGGAACAAAAUGCUUUAAUAUCAAAUAACCAAAGUAAACCGUAUAUUGACAAAACUGCACAAAUAUUUUUGUAAGUCUGUUUUUUGAGCCAAAGUAAUGAAAUAACGAAUGUAAUUAAAGAUCCUGAUGAAGUCA
Cololabis saira (Pacific saury) is the source of this 3534-nucleotide messenger RNA. RefSeq names its product dimethylglycine dehydrogenase (gene dmgdh). Lineage: Eukaryota; Metazoa; Chordata; Actinopteri; Beloniformes; Belonidae. The record is from RefSeq and is a predicted model, not a curated record. Gene Ontology annotation, cellular component: mitochondrion. The transcript has 16 exons. Gene Ontology annotation, molecular function: protein binding; oxidoreductase activity. Bases 96 to 2708 code for a protein of 870 amino acids.